Messenger RNA from Cynocephalus volans (Philippine flying lemur), 1731 nucleotides. It is a transcript of the gene LHPP, whose product is annotated as phospholysine phosphohistidine inorganic pyrophosphate phosphatase. The transcript is spliced from 7 exons. Gene Ontology annotation, cellular component: cytosol. Gene Ontology annotation, molecular function: phosphatase activity; inorganic diphosphate phosphatase activity. The record is from RefSeq and is a predicted model, not a curated record. Gene Ontology annotation, biological process: dephosphorylation. The coding region runs from base 43 to 855 and encodes 270 amino acids. NCBI's taxonomy places the organism in Eukaryota, Metazoa, Chordata, Mammalia, Dermoptera, Cynocephalidae.
GCCGCCCGUCGGGACGGCAGUCGAGGCGCACGGCGGGGCACCAUGGCCGCGUGGGGCGAGCGGCUGGCCGGCGUGCGUGGGGUGCUUCUGGACAUCUCGGGUGUGCUGUACGACGGCGGCGCGGGCGGCGGCGCGCCGAUCGCCGGCUCCGUGGAGGCUGUGGCGAGGCUAAAGCAGUCUCAGCUGAAGGUGAGAUUCUGUACCAAUGAGUCACAGAAGUCCCGGGAAGAGCUGGUGAGGCUGCUUCGGCGCCUGGGAUUUGACAUCUCGGAGGGAGAGGUGACUGCCCCAGCACCGGCUGCCUGCCAGAUCCUGAAGGAGCGAGGCCUGCGGCCACACCUGCUCAUCCAUGAUGGACUCCGCUCAGAAUUUGAUCAGAUCGAUGUGUCCAAUCCAAACUGUGUCGUACUUGCAGAUGCAGGAGAAGGCCUUUCUUAUCAGAACAUGAAUAAAGCCUUCCAGGUGCUCAUGGAGCUGGAAAAGCCUGUGCUCGUAUCACUGGGAAAAGGGCGCUAUUACAAGGAGACCUCUGGCCUGAUGCUGGACGUUGGUGCCUACAUGAAGGCGCUCGAGUAUGCCUGUGGCAUCAAAGCUGAAGUGGUGGGGAAACCUUCUCCUGAGUUUUUCAAGUCUGCCCUGCAAGCAAUGGGGCUGGAAGCCCACCAGGCCAUCAUGAUUGGGGACGACAUCGUGGUUGACGUCGGCGGUGCCCAGCGGUGUGGGAUGCGAGCGCUGCAGGUGCGGACCGGGAAGUUCAGGCCCGGUGAUGAGCACCAUCCAGAAGUGAAGGCUGAUGGGUACGUGGACAACCUCGCGGAGGCUGUGGACCUGUUGCUGCAGCACGCAGACAAGUGACGGGCCUUCUGGGAGGGCCCCAGCCUCCUUCCAGCCCUGCUUCUCCACCCACCCCAGUUCCCAGACCACCAAGGCCCUGGAAGCCCCGCCCCCUGCCCUCUUCUUGAACCUGCAGGCGAGGGCAGUUCUGGGCCACCUUGCCCCUAGACCUGAGCCAGCCAGCCCCUUCCUCUGCCUCCCCCUCCCCAGUCAUGUCCCCCCAGCCUCUGGGCAGAGGUCUGUUCCCUACUGGGUGGCUUGCCCCCUGAAUGGGCCCUGACCAUGGCUCCCUGGAGUGAAGUUCAUGAGGAUAGGACAGACCUCCAGAGAAUGAAAACUCUCUGGGCCUGGGCUAGAAGGCUGCCUCUGUGAAUGUCCCAAAUCCCCGAGUUUCUUCACUCUGUAUUUGCACCUGGUUCUUGAAAUGCAGUAAGCCCCACCUAAUCAGAUUCAAGCAUUUUAUCUACUGCCCCUUCAUCAUGCCCCCAUUGCAUUUAAGUGAUGAGUCUGGAGAAAAUGCAGGGGCCUCCCUGCACAGAUCAUGCAGCCCAAAGCCAAGUCAGCCUCCCUGGGUCUGCCCACUGACCCUUGCCCACCACCCAGUCCACACACCCCACCCAAUGUCAAAGUGACCCAUUAGCACUGCCCCCACUCCAAACAAUGCCAGCCCAAUGCUACUUUCCCUGUCCUGUCACUUUUGCAGACAAAGGCUGGGGGGCAGGUUCUGGGGGCACUUUGAAGACUACUGUCCUAUGGAGCAAGGAUUUUAACCUCUGCUAUCAAGGUUGAAAGCACAGAGGGUAUACUUUCUGGAGCCAUAACUGGAUAGACUUGAAUGUGUCAUGUAAUGUGUACAGUAGGAAACUAAAGGUUCAAUAAACCCUGCCUUGAACAGUA